Oncorhynchus nerka (sockeye salmon) is the source of this 1903-nucleotide messenger RNA. RefSeq lists its product as uncharacterized. The transcript is spliced from 5 exons. NCBI's taxonomy places the organism in Eukaryota, Metazoa, Chordata, Actinopteri, Salmoniformes, Salmonidae. The coding region runs from base 897 to 1445 and encodes 182 amino acids. The record is from RefSeq and is a predicted model, not a curated record.
AUGUUGAAGGGGCAUGGCACAUCUUAGUCAACACAGAGAGAAAGGGAGACCUCAGCCAUCAAACUGUUCCAGCUAUCUCCAGAAUCUCAUUUUAUGGCAACACUGCCUAGGGCUAGGUAGAUGUUUUAAUUUAUUUAUAGAGGGGCAGAGAUAUGUCAUUACUGGUCUAACAUUUAGUUGAAACGGUUACAUUUAAUGCCACAACAAUUUUGGCAUGGAGUGGAUCAAAGCAGAGUGUUUGCAUGUGAUAGUCUGUAUGCUACUCGUGUGACAAAUCUGACUAGUGGUUUCUUACUAUCUUUCUGUUUCUGAAUUGAUUUAAUUAUGGUAUUCACUGCUUGUCGUGUUUUUCUUCCAAUCAGGCUUUCUGUCUUACUCGGCUCGUAAUGUAAGAUGACUUUCUCACCCCCAUCUCUUGUCGUCUCUCACUAAUGUAUUUAUUCUGUUACCUUUUGACUAGUGAUUGGUUUGGGAUUAACAGGGCGAGUUUGGGCGCGCAGUCUUGGUUAAUAAUUAGACUGGAACAGACUCACACACACACACACACACACACAUCCUGUCAGAUGGAGGUCCCUCCAUCUGACAGGAUGUGAGACAGUGAGAGAGUGAUUGAGAGUCAGGAGAGCUUUUGUAUUCUCUUCCAACAAGGGGAAUUAGGUGCUCCCCGCAGCCUGGCAACCAUCACCUCUCUGUGGGCGUAACAACAACCCGCUGCCCCUAGAGUAACAGGGCCCUCUGGAGCUGCUGAGAGAUGCAGUGUCUCUACACUGACCACUGAUGUGAAACAGAGGCGUUUCUCUGUUUCGUAAAAACAGCCCAGCAGCAAACUGCGCACACACACACACACGGCCCCGCACAGCAGCUUUCAUCACCUAAUACAGAGCUUCCCUGUCGAUAUGAGCACACAGGGUAUUGAGACAGAUGUUCUGGGGAGCAGUCACAGGCCGUCUGAACCAAACACUGGGGCUGGAACUGAACAGGACUACUGCCUCUACCUGCACAGGUACUGGAUGUUCGUGUGUUCCUUUGGGUUUAAGCUGUUCGGGAAGGAGACAGCUGAGUACUUCCUCAACCCAUCUCCUGUCCACACUUCCUCACCCACCUGGUACACACUACUGAUGAAGAACAUGGGAGAUGAGGUGAGUGCUGAGGCCCUGUGGGACACCUUGAGAGAACACUCCACCAGACGACUCAGAGACCUUGAGGAGGAGGAGGAAUCUGAGUCUCUUGAGUUGGUGAAAGCCUCUGUGAACCAGGAUGUACAGAGAGAGCGGGGUCACCUACAGCACCUGGCAGGGGUCAGGUAUAUGUUCAACCUGGCCCAGCUCCACCAGGCUUAUUCUGCCCAUGUUCUCUCCCUCAACCAUCCAGCUCUGCUCCUAGAUGACCUGGAGGAGCUUGAGGGACCACAUAGUUACCUACCUAUCUCACAAAUAAACAGGUGAAGGGAAACCUAGCAUUAUUAAAUAAGCAUUAGCUUAUACUAUUGGUAAUAUAACUACUAUAACUACUUCCAAAAGCCUUGCGAAUUGAAAAUCAUUUAAAUCAGAUGUAGAGACCAAUCUUGGGUCAGAGUAUCAUGUAUCUUUUUAUAUUUGUGUUAUUAAAUGUGCUUAUGCUGUGUUAUUCGUAUUGUAACAAAAAUCAAUUUGUGUCAGUGAAAUUUGAAUUUGUGUGUAAUGCUGGGACAUAUCUUCCACAAGAGGGCAGUCCCAGAUUAAGUGGAUGAAUGUUUAGUUGAAUUUAUGCUGGUAGUUUUCACUUUAAUAUGACAAGCUGUACUUUCAAAAUUGCAUUUCUAUAAUUUCCACUCAUAGUUUUCAACAAAUAGUCAUUAUUUUAUUUGCGAAACUGUGUAUAAUUUUGUGAGUUUGUAAUUAAAAGUGACAAGUGGCAAGUGUAA